CGAGACCGAGACCGAGAAGCUUCGCACCAGAAUUCAAGCUUGCGACUCAGUAGCCUAUUGGAUGCAUGCGCUUCAAAGCUGCUUAUUAUUGUCCGUUUCGCAUAUCUGAUUUCGAGCGCAUGCAGUAAUUCAUUAGACAUUCGUCCGUACGCCUGUAUUUAAUUCGAGAUGGCAUGCCAUUGUCGAGUUCAUUGCAACCUUGCUGUUCAAGUCCUAUCUUUCGUAUACCAUCUUGAAAGUAAAGAAGAUGUCUUAUGAUACUAAAGACAAAGUCGCCGCACUUGCAGUGGAGAAUCCAGAAUUGUCAGCUUACAAGCAGAAACAUAACAUCGAUGGGCUAGAGAACCUCAACAAAUUUCUCUCUAAAUUGCCACCUCCUGAUCCCACGCUUGACCAGGGAGAAGUCGUUGAUAUCCCUCUCCGAGACGGCACACCCUCGCAGAUUCGCAUCUUUCGCCCUAAAGUCGCAUCACAACAGCCUAGACCUCUAAUUGUGCUGAUAUAUGGCGGAGGGUUCAUCCUAGGUGACAACACUCAGCUGAGCUCAGUAUCUCGUGUCCUUGCAAACCUCUACUCUGCUGUAGCGGUCAAUAUUUCUUAUCGCCUAGCACCAACCCAUAAAUUUCCCACAGCUGCCCGAGAUGCUUACGAUAGCGUUCGAUGGCUCUCCCAAAAUGCCAGCACGCUCGGCGCCGACCUCUCCAAAGGCUUCGUUCUACUAGGCGCUUCUGCAGGUGCCAAUCUUGCAGCGGUCGUUGCUCAGAAGUGGUUUUCCAGUAAAUCAUCACCACCCAUUACUGGCCUUUCUCUCGCUAUACCAUGGCUGCUGUCCGGGGAGAUCGUGCCACAGGCCUACAAGCACCUCUGGUUCUCUAGGAAUCAGAACGAGAACGCUAUGAUUCUGAACAAGGGUACGAUAGAUUACAUGCUGGCUGCGUACGAGCCUGAUGUGCAUUCCGCGGACUUUUCGCCUUUUAAUCACCCUGCACCUCAUAGCGGUAUGCCACCAGUUUACAUCCAGGUGUGCGGUGCGGACCCGUUGAGGGACGACGGACUUAUCUACGAACAAGUACUACGAUAUUUUGGAGUGAAGACGAAGCUAGAUGUUUACCCCGGUGUUCCACAUGGUUUUAGCGUUUUUCGGGAGAUGGAGUUGGCGAAGAAGUCCUUCUCAGACCAGAUCUUGGCGAUUGGAUGGCUUCUGGGUGUGGAGAAGACUAGGGAAGACGUGGAGCGGUUGAAUUAGAGAAUUCAGAUGCGCCAAUAGACCUAGUCAGCUACAGUUCUAUCACGAAAUGUAGACGCAUCCUUGCCCAGCACCGUGUGGUCCAUUCAAGGGCAGUAGCAGGAGAUUCAAGCAGUGUCCCUUGACCUCUCAUAUCAUCCUUUUGCAGAAAAACCUCAAAGCGCUA
Molecule: messenger RNA, 1412 nt
Organism: Alternaria alternata
Lineage: Eukaryota; Fungi; Ascomycota; Dothideomycetes; Pleosporales; Pleosporaceae
Product: alpha/beta hydrolase fold-3 domain-containing protein
Exons: 4
Coding region: 248-1246 (332 amino acids)
Molecular function (GO): hydrolase activity
Source: RefSeq, a predicted model, not a curated record